CACGCGCGUCUUGGCGUGCUAUUUGCUCGGGAGUCUUUCCAGUGUGAGUGCAAAGUGGCGCACUGGCCGGUACGCGCACUCUGCGCCCCCCAACCCUCGUCAUCAUCCGAGGAGGCAAUCUAUCUCAAGCACACACGCGCUCCCUCGUCCAGCCCGCACGCUGGCACGCCGGAGACGGAGCGCAGUCUUGUCGCCGCAGUCAAUCACCGUCACCGACCUGCACGGAUCCCGCGCGGCUCUCUCUUCUUUCUGGAGACAAUUGCAGCGCCCCUGAUAGGACCCCUCGGUCAUGUCAGUCUAGCUGCCCUGCGUGAUGCCGGAUCAUGACAGCGCCGUGCUCCUAACCAAACAGACCAAACGUAGACGUGUGGACAUCGGGGUGAAAAGGACCGUGGGUAGCAUCACCGGGAUCCUGCUUGACAGCAUGAACCCGUCGCACAGUCCUGACCGGGACGGGGAUUGCUCGCUGGUCGGUCGUGCCAAGGGUGGCAGCAACAGCGAUGGGGAGAAAUCCAACGUUCUUAGGAAGUUACUAAAAAGGGCCAACUCGUACGAGGACGCUAUGAUGCCUUUCCCGGGGGCGACUAUCAUCUCGCAGCUUCUAAAGAGCAACAUGGGGAAGAACGGCGGGAGUGACUCCGGCUUUCAGGGCAGUGGAGCUCUGUCCAGCGGUGGCUCAGAGAUUCAGGCUGAGGACGGCUGCAGCAACUCGUCCUCCCAGGACCGGGACAGCCCGUCUAACUGUCUCUCGCCAGGACCUCCUCCACCCUCUUUCGGACGGCCGCUACCUACUUCCAACCUCAGCUCCCAUGCUUCAGCUCAGCCGCUCUCCAUCUCCUCGUUCGACUUGGACAGGUUGUCAGACGAGCACCUUCGGGCGAAGCGAGCGCGGGUGGAAAAUAUAAUCCGUGGUAUGAGUCACUCGCCGCUGGUCCAGCCCAGCACCGGCGACCACAGCAAAGAAAGCAACCUCGACAAUGAGAGCUGCAGAAACGGUGGCAGUAACGAACACAGAGGCAACAGCCAUGGCCACAGCCGAAGUGACUGCACCGCUUCCCUUCUCAGCUCUCCAGGUUCACGUGCCGGUGGGGUUAGCGCCGGCGAGGUGUACCGGGAGAACAAAAGGAAGCAGCGCCUGCCUCAACAGCAACAAAGCUUCCCCCAGCUGGUGUGUUCCAGGCAGGAGCAGCGACAGGAGGAGAGGCGGCAGCUGAAACUGCAGCUGGAAGACAUGCAGAAACAACUGCGCCAACUCCAGGAGAAGUUCUACCAGAUCUAUGACUCUGAGACGGACGAAGAGGAGGAGAACCACGAGGGUGGUGAAGUGGACAGAGGUGGUGAGAGGGAUGAGGAUGGUAACUUGUCUGAGGACAGUAUCCGCUCUGAUGGCCUAGAAGAGAGGCACAGAGAGAGAGGGCGCCGCCGCCAUGAUGACCUGUCAGAGCUGGACCCGGGCCUGUUCCUGGACAGGGCCAGAGCCCUGCUGAGACAACAGGCCUUGAUGGAUGGAGAGAUGGAGGACGAUGUGGAGGGGAGGCCAGGGGAGGAGGAUGAGGAGAGGAAUGGGGGGAGGAUAUUGAAGAGGCGAGGGGGGAGACAGUUAGCGGAGACACUGAAGCAAGAGCUCAACUGUGCCGUCUCGCAGGUCGUUGACACUGUGGUCAAGGGUUUCUCAUCACCCAAGCAGGCCAUCAGCCACCAUCACGGCUGCCACAGUAGCACCCCGGCCGCCCCUUCCUCUUCUUCCAACUCAUCCUCUUCAGGUCCUCCGCUCUUUGGCCCUCUACCCCCCCUGACCCCGGAUUCCCGUUUUGGCGGUGGCACCCUGGCCCUAAGUCUUAACGGAGAUGGCAGCCCCACCUCUAACUACCACUCCUCCAAUCAGAGGCUUCACUGCUUCGGAGACAUCAUCGCUCCGAGCCCGCUGGAUUCAUUCAACGGUAUGAGCGGCAGAUUAAGCGGCGUGCCAACACCCAACGAUCAAACGGAGGCGUUGCCGCUGGUGGUGCGCAAGAGUGGUGGCAGCAGCGGCUGCGAAGAGAAUGGCAAUCCAUCUCUACCUCCUCCUCCACCUCACCACCCCUCUCUCCACCCUUCCCCCCUCACAGCCACUCUUGGCUUCAGCCCUCCGUCUUUUCGCCAUCCCUUUCCUCUCCCGCUCAUGGGCUACCCCUUUCAUAGCCCUCUAGGGUCGCACGGGGGAGUCGGGUACGCUGCGGGGCCCAAGGACCACCACCACAUUCGCUCCUCGCCAGAUUCCAUGGACAUGACCCGAGAAACUCUAAGCCUGAGAACCAAAAUGGCUACCCUUGGAGGAGGGCACCUUGGUCACCACCAUCACAGGCAGAGUUCCCCGAGCCAACAUGGGCCUGAAAGUUUGUCACUGGCUCUCAUCAAGUCCGAGUGUGGUGACCUGGUAGACAUGGCCGACACCUCACCUUACUCCAGCAGCACCAUCCAAGAGGGUUUGUCUCCCAACCACCUGAAGAAGGCCAAGUUGAUGUUCUUCUACACUCGCUAUCCAUCCUCCAACAUGCUCAAGAUGUUCUUCUCCGACGUCAAGUUUAACCGCUGCAUCACCUCCCAGCUGAUCAAGUGGUUCAGCAACUUCCGAGAGUUCUACUAUAUCCAGAUGGAGAAGUUUGCCCGGCAGGCCAUCAACGAGGGCGUGACUGCUGCCGAGGAGCUGACGGUGGGCCGCGAUGCAGAACUUUUCCGGGCGCUCAACAUGCACUACAACAAAGCCAAUGACUUUGAGGUGCCUGAUCGAUUUCUGGAGGUGGCUCAGGUGACUCUCCGCGAGUUCUUCAACGCCAUCGUGGCCGGCAAAGAUGCCGACCCGUCGUGGAAAAAGGCAAUCUACAAGGUCAUCUGCAAACUCGACAGUGAAGUCCCUGACACCUUCAAGUCCCCAAACUGCCUCCAGGAACUCCUGCACGACUGACAAGGACAAGACGGGAAUACCUGGCCUGCUCCCCCAGAACCAAACUCUUCUAAAAGUUUGUUCUGGACCAAGAAGUACAAUAUUAGUUUGGGGGUCCCCAGAAACAAAUAAGAGUUGAACUUACAGAUGCUCCUCUUCCUCGGCCACCUUUUCCACGCAUGUUCUUCAUCCUUUUGCAGACAGUGGAUGGAGCCGACUAGAAAUAAAGAAGAUAAUAUAUAAAGAUCUUUUUAUUGUGGAUGUUUUGAAGUGUCAUGGACAUUUAUGAGGAGUUAAAAAAAACUGAUGUUUCUGUAUUUUUGCUUUCUAUCCUCACAUGCACGCUGACACACACUUCCUAGUUAGCAAAGCUACGUAGCAUUCCCACAAGAUCUCUGUUCAUUUCAGUGUGGCAAGACUUGCUGUGUUCCAUUCAGCCUACCCCCCCCACUGGGUUGCACUUGGGCACCCCCACCCCCAGCGUCUACGGGCUUUAUCUGAUAAUAGAUGGAAUAUGUGCUUGCUUCUAAACUGUUUGUUUUCUUUGUGUUUGCACCUUCAUUUAUUUGUCUUUACCCACGUGAACAUUAAAAAAUAAGAGACAUGACACAGGAUUCUACAAUCAAGAGACCCGUGGGCAUUGAGGUUUUUCUCCACAUAGAUACUUAUCGGAAUCAAAGAUGAUUCAUUCACCACAACAAUCAUUCCUGUUCCUGCUGGUCCCGGACUUCAUCAGGGCAUCCUCCAACUAGACUUUUAACACUCCCCUCAUCUAGUGUCUUUUGGCAAAUUUCAAAUCACAUCACAGUUUUUACUAUUGGAAUUGGAGAGGGCCAAAACACUGAGACGGUCCGGCCAUCUGUGACGAUUUGUAGCUUGUAUAGAUGUGAUAACAACGUCGAUCACUCUGAUAUUGUUUAUUUAUUAUAACAAAUACAUAAGUAUUGGUCUUAAUGUUAUUCUGUUGGUAAUGACUCUUCAAGCUUGCUAAAGAUUUGACCGUCCAACACAGUGCAAGAUGAAAUAAAUUAUUCUUUGACAAAAAAACUGUCAAAAAGUGGAGUAUGUUGUAUUUUGUGGCGUGAACCGACAAGCCAAACGGUAACCAGGCAACGUGAUGUCCACUUU
Messenger RNA from Doryrhamphus excisus (bluestripe pipefish), 4051 nucleotides. RefSeq names its product prospero homeobox protein 1. Gene Ontology annotation, molecular function: RNA polymerase II cis-regulatory region sequence-specific DNA binding; DNA-binding transcription factor activity, RNA polymerase II-specific. Gene Ontology annotation, cellular component: nucleus. The record is from RefSeq and is a predicted model, not a curated record. Lineage: Eukaryota; Metazoa; Chordata; Actinopteri; Syngnathiformes; Syngnathidae. Gene Ontology annotation, biological process: regulation of transcription by RNA polymerase II.